Messenger RNA from Acanthamoeba castellanii str. Neff, 1434 nucleotides. RefSeq lists its product as uncharacterized. The coding region runs from base 1 to 1434 and encodes 477 amino acids. The record is from RefSeq and is a predicted model, not a curated record. Gene Ontology annotation, cellular component: CCR4-NOT complex; nucleus; cytoplasm. Gene Ontology annotation, molecular function: poly(A)-specific ribonuclease activity. Gene Ontology annotation, biological process: nuclear-transcribed mRNA poly(A) tail shortening. Lineage: Eukaryota; Discosea; Longamoebia; Acanthamoebidae. The transcript is spliced from 5 exons.
AUGCUCUACGCGCACGCUUCCGUGGCCGAAGAAGAGGCGGACAAGAAGGCAAGCCCCGCUGAGAGAGGCACCACUUCAACCUCGCCCUCGGCAACAACACCGGAAACAAGGUUUCGGGUCAUGACCUACAACCUUCUCGCUCCCUCGUGGACCUCUCCCAACGGAGACCACGGAUGUCCGGAGUGGGCUCACAAGUGGAGCUAUCGGAAGCGCAAGAUCUUGUGGGAGGUGCUUCACAGCAGGGCCGACAUCGUGUGCUUCCAGGAAAUAGAAAAGAGAGCCUACGAAGGGUAUUUCUGCAAGUAUCUGAAGAACCUCGGAUUCGAGGGCGUGUUUCAACCGCCAGCGGGAGAGAGGCCCAUAGACGGCUUUCUUGACGUCGGCAAACAACGGGACAACCCGGUGGGCAAUGCCACGUUCUUCCGUACCUCGCUGUUCAGCCCGGUGCAAGUGCACAAGCUGGAGUUUAUGCACCUCAUCGACCAACUGCCCUGCGGCACGGCGAUCAACAAAUACUUCCGCAGCCAGUUCCGCACCAGCGACAAGCAGGCCAUGGUGCUGAUGCUCCGAGUCAAGCGCGCUGUCGAGGGCACCCAUUCGAGCGCGCCACCUGCGUACCUAUGCGUGGCCAACACGCACAUCUACUGGGACCCGACCUAUCCCUCGAUCAAGCUCAUGCAGGUGUUUCUCCUCACGCAAGCCAUCGAGCGCAUCAUCACAGAAUGGCAGCGCGAACGAGACAGCGAGACGCCUGUGGUGAUCGGCGUCGAAUCCAAGAGUAACCUCGGUCCCUUCGGCUUCAUGAAGGGCUUUGUGGAGCCGGGCCACGUCAAUCUAUCGACGCAGGUGUCAGACGAAUACGCGCGCACCGGUCUGCGUCAGGGGCUCAACUUGACCAGCGCCUACGCCCACGUGCUCGGCCGCAUUGACGACGCCAACCACGACGAGCAGGGCGACGAGUUGAGCAGCACGGAGGAGAGCCAAAACAAGAAGCGCAAGCGGAGCAAAAAGAAGAACAAGAAGAAUAGGAAGAUGCGAGACGACCAUAAGUGGGAGCCUGCAUUCACCAACUACACCCCCAGCUUCAACGGCACCCUAGACUACAUCUGGAUCUCCACCAGCCCUUUCACAUCGAGGCCCGCCACGGACGGCGGUUCUCCGAAACGUGGGCCUGGCCUCAGCGAUGCGGCCCAUCGACAACGUAAAGAAGACCACGGUGGGGAAGAAGAGAACGAAGAAGAGGAAGAGCAGCAAGACGCCAGGAAGCAACCGAACGGGAUCAUCGAAGGAACGCGGCUGCACGUUCGAGGCAUCCUGGAGCCGGUGAGCAAGGAUCGAGUCAGGCGGCUUCACCCACAGAGCCGCACAUCGCUCCUCUCCGUCACCUUUCCCUCGGACCACUUCGCGCUCGUGUGCGAACUCGCCUUGUCCUGA